Molecule: messenger RNA, 655 nt
Organism: Prunus mume (Japanese apricot)
Lineage: Eukaryota; Viridiplantae; Streptophyta; Magnoliopsida; Rosales; Rosaceae
Molecular function (GO): metal ion binding
Source: RefSeq, a predicted model, not a curated record
UUCUUCCAUUGCACAAAUGACUUGUGUUCUGAAAGUGAACAUCAAAUGUAAAGCAUGCAAGACAAAGAUCUAUGAUGUCUUGCAGAACAUCUAUGGUGUCUAUAAAAUUGACAUAGAUGCAGAGCAAGGGACAGUGAAAGUUUCAGGGAAAGUAAAUCCAAGUACACUUCUAAUGGUGCUUGAUGGGUCAGGGAAACAUGCAGAGCUAAAAAGUCUUACGUUUGAUGGCGAGGUCAAGGAGGGCUACGAUUGUUUUGGACAAGAUGGAUAUGGAUAUGGACAUGAACAUGGAUAUGGAUAUGGACAUGGAUAUAACCCUUAUGCGGUGCAACCUUAUUAUCCCUGUCCACCAUUUGGAGGGAUUGAUUAUUAUGAUCCAAGUCGUCUCAUAAUGAUGCCAUUGUCGCCGCCGCCGCCGCCACCGUUACAAUUACCAUCAACAUCGUCGUCAGUUCCACAGCAAUCUCAGCCACUACAAUUACAAUCACAAUCGCAAUCAUUGCCACCACAACCACCAGCACUUCCGCAGGCCGGUAAUGCUACAAAGAGGGUGCCCAAAUCAGAGGCCAGCUCGGGUAAAAAGUCUAUAUGCGUUAUCAUGUAAGGUGCUGGAAUAAGUCUAGGUUUUGGUAUAGGGCUGAAUGUCUAUUAAUUA